ACGACAUUGCAUCCACCAUGAAGAAAGACGUCGAAGCGGUGAUUUCCUACUGGCGAGACCCUGGUGAUGGUUCUCUCCCGGACCCCGAGAACGAUGCCGAAAUAUUCUUCGGCCAUCACGAUGAAGAAAAUCGAACUAUGCAUGUGCGAGAUAUACGAGGAUCAGAGUCGAUUUAUUCGUUAGACACAAAUGGUUUUGAGGUUCAUACCAUUGCAAAGAAGGAAUGGGAUAUGAUGAAUGAGGAGAUUGUGAGGACGGAGUACUUUGAAGAGAUAUCUGACCUGAUUAAAAGAGCUACCGGAGCGAAAGAGGUGGUUGUGUUCAGCAACGCGCUACGCGGGCUCCCGCGUAAUUCAUUGAAGCCGAGAGAAUUCGGAGGCAAAAAAGUUCAAGCACCUUCUCCAAGACCUCACGUCGACUUUUCACCCGAAAACGCCGAAGAGUUUGUCUUGAGUCGCAUACCUAGUAGCGGAGGUCCGGAAAGAGCUGAAGUUGCCAAUCUGAUUGCAAACGCGCCUCGGUGGCAAGUUCUCGGCAUCUGGAAACCUCUCAAACCCGUCCGAAGGGAUCCCCUGGUUCUUAUAGACUCGCGAAGCGUUCCUGAUUCCGACUACUGUGAUCUCCCUCGAGAUAAGACUGCGAAACUGAUGGGACGAGAGAUGAAGUGGGUUCUGUCAAUGUUGAAACAUGGGCGGAAAGAAGAGGAGCACCGUUGGCAUUAUUUGAGCGAUAUGCAGCCUGAGGAGGUUUUGAUCUUUAAGCAUUUUGAUUCGAAAAAGGAUAUUGCGGCUUGGAGAUGCGCUCAUACGUCAAUCGAGAUCCCGGGGACAGAGAACCUUCCAGCAAGAGAGAGCAUUGAUGUUAGAGCCUUGGUAUGUUAUUGAGAUACAGAGACUGAAGCGGUUCAAAGGCAUGAUAAUCGCUGAAAUGGGAAGAAAGAGGAAGAUCAUUUUCUUCUUAGAAUGAAAUCUUUUUCUUUCUUGAAUACACCAAGAUGUUGUGAUACAAUCGGAGUCCUUCUUCUCUACGAAGACCACGGGCAUAAAGUGACGGGAUUACAGGGAAUUUGUGCUUUAACAGCACUUCGGUGUCUUUUUUGUUUCUUUUUAG
This is a messenger RNA of Hyaloscypha bicolor E, 1110 nucleotides long. RefSeq lists its product as uncharacterized. The coding region runs from base 18 to 884 and encodes 288 amino acids. NCBI's taxonomy places the organism in Eukaryota, Fungi, Ascomycota, Leotiomycetes, Helotiales, Hyaloscyphaceae. The record is from RefSeq and is a predicted model, not a curated record. Gene Ontology annotation, molecular function: oxidoreductase activity. The transcript is spliced from 2 exons.